Pleurotus ostreatus (oyster mushroom) is the source of this 975-nucleotide messenger RNA. RefSeq lists its product as uncharacterized. Lineage: Eukaryota; Fungi; Basidiomycota; Agaricomycetes; Agaricales; Pleurotaceae. The record is from RefSeq and is a predicted model, not a curated record. The transcript has a single exon. Bases 1 to 975 code for a protein of 324 amino acids.
AUGGCUUUACCCGGAGCACCCCCAGAGAUAUGGUCGGAUAUCUUCCGUCUUGCUUGCACGGACGGGGGCGAAACAGGUCGCUCUCUCUCCCUUGUCUCACAAGCCUGCUCUGAGUGCUCCAGAACCUUCAAGCUUCGCUCAAUUGCUCUCACAGGCAUCAGGCAGUUGUCUCGAUUCGUAGACAUGCUCCAGUCCAUCGACCCUUACGACCGCACCACCGAAAACCUCUUCGUUUCAAAUUAUUCGAUGCCCGUCGGUAGCAGCUCGGUAGAGGCGCUGCAGAACAUUGAAAUGCGAGAUUGGCGGAGGCUGACACACUGGACGGCACCGAGUGAUGAAGAAGCUAGAUGGUCAGAGAAGCUCUCGUGUCUCUUCCGGAUCCUCCGCCUCCACCUCCGUAAUUUAGCUGUUCACGGCAACGUCCCUCGCACUUGCAACUUGUUCACGAUUCAGUUCCCAAAUCUCCUCGAACUCUCCAUCCACACGCCCGUCGUUAAUUUGUUCCCUACACCUUCCCUACCCUUACCCCAACUACGAUACCUCAAAAUGGCAAUAUACCCUGUCCAGCCGUUGUCACUUCUCCGUGACCUUCGCGGCCUUACUCCGAAGCUCAAGGGUCUGCUUUUGGCUGUCGUCGAAAAGCAUAGCGAAUUAUACCAUCCCGUUCAGGAGGCUCUUCAGCGUGACGUGCUCGGACUCCCCCAUUGGGAACUGGAGGAGAUCCAUAUUCAACCAUCGAUCCCUCUCAAGUCUCUGAACAAUGCGGAUACGCAUCUCCGUAAGAUGUCGUCCCUCAUAUUGUCCCGCACAGUGCCGGGCGUCGAUGAGAGCAGAGUCAGCAUUGAAAACUUCAAGCCUCGCUGGACGGUCGAAGAAGCUUUGGAAGACUGGUUAGGAUCAAUCACGGGGCCUGGCGGGCUCUACAAAUGGGGGGAGCGUCCAAAACGUAAGCGAGGUUCAAGGUACAGAUUCUGA